UUUGUUCGCUCGCAUCCCUCCUCUGUUACGCACGCUUAUUCCAUUGCUCGCCCUUCUUUCCUCCUUUUGAGUUUUGACCCUCGGCUUCUUUCCCUUUUUAUUCUCCCGUCCGUCUCGUUUUCUCUUCCCUGUUUCUUAUUCUUCUUCUAUUCUCGAUGGAAUAGCGAGUAUAAAUUAUAGGUGGAGGCGAUGAAGGGGCUGGUGGAGAGGGACAAGAAGGACAUGAAGCCUCUGAUUUUUAAAUUGGGCGUCGCUCUGGCCCUCUCCAUCGCUGGCUACUUCGCCUCUCGAUUCCAUUCCCGCCCCCGCCUUCCCCCUCCUCCCGCCUCCUCUUCAGCAGGCGAUAAGCCGGAAAACGCUGGCAAAUCCGCGACCGUUGGCGCUGCCACAGCCGGUAGAAGAGGCCUCAAGGAUGAACUCCCCAUUAUUCGAAGAGAGGAAGCUUUGGCCAAGAUAAUCCACGGGACAUCCACCUCCACUAUCACGACCGCCGCCACCGUUUUGGGGUUGUCUCCGAUCUGUAAGAGUUCAGAGGAUGAAGAGGAGUUCCUUUUACCAGAGUUUAAUCAGAUAGUUGUGAGGGAGUUUGAGGCAGCUCAGCAAGACUUGGAGGCUAGCACGAAAAUCCCCAUGAGUAGCAAGUUUGAUAUCAAGGAUGUGGAAAUGGAGCAGGAGAUUGCAUACCUUCGCAACUUGGUGCAGUCUCUCCAGGAGAGGGAAGAAAGCCUUGAGUUGCAGAUGCUCGAGUAUUAUGGAUUAAAGGAACAGGAGGCCACUGUGAGAGAGCUGGAGAACAGGUUGAAGAUGAACAUGAUGGAGGUUAAGCUGUUAUCACUAAAGAUUGAGUCCAUGCAAGAUGAAAACCAGAAACUCAAAACUCAGGUGUCGGACUACUCGAGAGUAAUGACUGAACUGGAGUCUGCAAAGUCAAUGAUUAAGCUUCUGAAGAGGAAACUAAAAUCAGAUGGAGAGCAGGCAAGGGAUAAGCUAGCUUCCCUUCAGCAGAGAAUUGCUGUGUUGCAAGAAAAUGAGCACAAGAAUGGGAAAAAUGAUGUAGAGUUUGAGAGCAAGUUGGAGAGGCUGCAGGAGGUGGAAGAUGAAGCUGCUGAGCUUAGAAAGGAGAACUUAAGACUGGUACAGGAGAAAUUGGACUUGGUACAGAAAUUGGAGGCUACUACGCAAAUGAUAUCAUCUGCCACUCUAAAUGCCCCUGAGGCAGUACUGGAAGAAGUUUAUUGCUUGAGAGAAGAAAAUAAAAAGUUGGCAAGGGAAAUUGAGCAGCUUCAAACCAAUCGUUGUGCAGAUGUUGAAGAAUUGGUAUAUCUUAGGUGGAUCAAUGCCUGCUUACGAUAUGAGCUGAGGAAUUAUCAGGCUCCGCCAGGGAAGACAGCAGCAAGUGAUCUAAGUAGGAGCUUGAGUCCAAAUUCAGAAGAGAAAGCCAAGGAGCUCAUAUUGGAAUAUGCAAAUUUAGGUAUUGAUGAGAAAAAUAUCAGCCUUGUGGACUUUGAUUCGGAGUCUUGUUCUUCUUCACAAGCAUCCACUGGGGAGUGUGAUGAUGCUUCCUUUGACCUCUCUUUGUCAACGGAAAACAGCAGCUCAAGGAAAUCAAAGUUUAUUAAAAAACUUAAGAAGCUGGUACUGGGAAAAGGCAGGAACAGGAGCAAAAAUUCCUUGGUAGAUAAAACUCAUGCGAGCUGUGGUGAUUCAGCGAUAAGGGGAUCUGUUUCAACUUGUUCCUUGGAUGAUAUGAUUGGAAGAAACUCGUGUGACAGUAUUUCUUCAUGCUUUUCGAUGGAACAUGCCUCAACCAAUCAUCUAAUAGGAAUGGAAUCACAUGCUAAUGGAAAAUUUCAAAAUAAAGGUGCUUGGUCUAAGGGUUUCUAUAGAACCUCUUUUGAUGUUCCAAGACUAAGGAAGCUUAAUCCAGAGGAAGUUAAAGAGGGUCGAGUAGGACAUUGUAAAAGUGAUUUGGGAACAUCAACCAGUCACAGCAAAAUGGUAAGCGUAGAUGACAGUGUGAUCAGUAUGAGCCAUGAUAAUUUACUCGAUCAUGGAGAUGUUGAUGUUUCUGAGCAGAAUGAGCUGAAGAAAUAUGCUGAAGUUUUGAAGAGUUCUCAUGCAUUGCCGAAAGUAAAGAAAAGAUCAGCAUCAUUAAGUUAUAAUUGAUGUCACUGUUUUUAUGUAGGAUAUCUUAUUUGCACCUACACAUGCCACAGCAUGCUGGCUGUAAAUUAUCUGCCACCAGGGAACAGGUGACUAGUUUAGGAAAUACUUUUAUUGUAUUAGGAACAUCUGUGAAGGAUCAGUAAAUCUGAGAAAAAAAUUUAUACGAGGCAAUAUAACUCAAACUCAUAUCGAGUUUCUUGUGGUUCUGAUUUUUUAAA
Phoenix dactylifera (date palm) is the source of this 2384-nucleotide messenger RNA. Its product is annotated as protein CHUP1, chloroplastic-like. NCBI's taxonomy places the organism in Eukaryota, Viridiplantae, Streptophyta, Magnoliopsida, Arecales, Arecaceae. The record is from RefSeq and is a predicted model, not a curated record. Gene Ontology annotation, biological process: protein localization to cortical microtubule cytoskeleton. Gene Ontology annotation, cellular component: cortical microtubule.